AUGUAUUCUGCAAGUGGCGCGUCGCCGUGGUCAUCUAAUGGCUACGCCCACCACACUGCUCAACAUGCUUACAUCCCAGUACAAACCCGUAAUCCUUAUGCCUCGUCGCUUCCACCGCCUCCGACCUACAUCCCACAACCACUUAACCACACGCUCCGAACUCCGUCAGCGCCUGGUACAUCAUCUCCUGCAUCAUCAGAUUCAGCGAAACAGAAAGUAGAAUGGCCGCAGACUGUUCGUGACUACGUCAAUAGAUGUUUUGCUGCAGAAACGCAGAUACCUGGAGUUGCUCGGGAAGAAAUGGAGAAAAGGCUCAAGGAUGUCAUUACUGACGCCGCAAAGCGUAAUAUGCUGUAUACAUACCAGUGGGAUGCAAUGCUUCUGCCCCAACAAAUGAUUGCUGAAGAACGAAAACGCGCGGCACUUGGCCUGCAAGCUCUUCCUCCAAAUUUUGUUCCUCCUCCACCACCGCAGCUUCCACUGUCUUAUGCUCCUGGCACUAAUCCAGUUUUACCCGCACAUUCUGGAUCCGAAACACUUAGGAAAAGGAAAUCUUCCGAGAUGAGUGUGGAUAUGGAUAACAAUAACCAGUCACAGCCCCCGUGGCGAACCAAAAAGGGCGGCUCACUCGAAGAUCGCAUGUCGGCUCCUGAUAAACGACAAAGGACAGAAUCUGGGCCGACAUCAAGUAAGUUAAACAGCACCCUGGAACAUCGAAGACGAAGAUUCGAUCUGGAUGGCCGGUCCGGCUCGAAUUCUCCUCGAAAGCAUGCUUCUCCACCAGCACCAGCAGAACCACUAGGUCCAGUCAUUGGUCGCUGUCAGAAGCUUGAAAAGAACUAUUUCCGACUCACUGCUGCCCCCAACCCUGAUCACGUGCGGCCACUUGAUAUCUUAAAGCAAACCCUAGACCUUCUGAAAAAGAAGUGGAAAGAACAGGGCAACUACGGAUACAUUUGCGAUCAGUUCAAGUCGAUGCGCCAAGAUCUAACAGUACAGCACAUCAAGAACGAAUUCACAACGAACGUAUAUGAGAUACAUGCUCGCAUUGCACUGGAAAAGGGUGACCUCGGUGAGUAUAACCAGUGUCAGACGCAGCUUAAAACACUGUAUGCACAAAACCUGGGAGGUCACCCUACCGAAUUUUUGGCUUAUCGAAUCUUGUAUUUUAUCUACACGUGCAACCGAACUGGUAUGAACGACGUGCUUUCCGAACUGACCCAAACAGAUAGACAAUCCAAAGCCGUUAAGCACGCGCUUGCAGUUCGAUCUGCACUGGCGUUAGGUAACUACCAUCAAUUCUUCAAGCUCUACCUUGACCCUCCUAACAUGGGCGCCUACCUGAUGGACAUGUUCAUCGGACGAGAACGAUUGGCGGCACUAGCUUCCAUCAGCAAAGUAUACAAACCCGCCAUCAAGCUACGCUUCAUCACAGAAGAACUCGCAUUCGAAACCGAUGCGGAAGCUGCACAAUUCAUCGUCGACCAUGGUGGCCAAGAAUUGUUGAAAGAGGUGAAGAAAGACGGCGACGACUUUGUACAAAUGGCCACGGGCAACCGACUCUUCGAAGACGCAAAGAAUGCCGCUUUCAGCUCAGUCGAUAUCAAGGGCCAGAUUUAA
Lithohypha guttulata is the source of this 1620-nucleotide messenger RNA. RefSeq lists its product as uncharacterized. The transcript has 2 exons. Bases 1 to 1620 code for a protein of 539 amino acids. NCBI's taxonomy places the organism in Eukaryota, Fungi, Ascomycota, Eurotiomycetes, Chaetothyriales, Trichomeriaceae. The record is from RefSeq and is a predicted model, not a curated record. Gene Ontology annotation, cellular component: nucleus.